This is a messenger RNA of Orbilia oligospora ATCC 24927, 2415 nucleotides long. RefSeq lists its product as uncharacterized. The transcript is spliced from 8 exons. Gene Ontology annotation, molecular function: ubiquitin binding. The coding region runs from base 1 to 2415 and encodes 804 amino acids. Gene Ontology annotation, cellular component: cytoplasm; nucleus. Gene Ontology annotation, biological process: proteasome-mediated ubiquitin-dependent protein catabolic process; ubiquitin recycling. The record is from RefSeq and is a predicted model, not a curated record. Lineage: Eukaryota; Fungi; Ascomycota; Orbiliomycetes; Orbiliales; Orbiliaceae.
AUGGCGAAAGACCUGCCUUUUAAGCUCUCCCAGACGCUUGUCGGGCAUAAUGAAGAUGUCAAAGAUGUCCUAUUCGUUGACCCCGCCACUAUCAUCUCCUGUUCUCGUGAUGCAACUGUCCGAAUAUGGAGUCCCUUGGUUGGAGGGGAGGAUAAUAAGGACAAAACAGAUCCUCCACAAACGUCUGAAACUACAGCUGAGGAUGAUGCGCCCAACCCACCAUCCACAACCACGUCGACUUUCGUCGAUACCAUAAACUCCAAUGCCCAGGGAUUUGUCAACUGUCUUGCCUAUAUGAAACCCGAUGCCGACCAUCCAAAAGGGCUAAUUAUCAGCGCUGGACAAGAAUCCUUAAUUGACGUUCGACCACCUGGAUAUCUUGGUCCCGAUGCUGCAUACCUCUUGAUCGGGCAUUCGGGGAAUGUCUGCUCCCUUGAUGUCCACGGAACUACUAUUAUUAGUGGUAGUUGGGAUAAAACCGCUAUCGUGUGGCAAAAUUGGGAGAAGAAGUACGUUCUUGAAGGACAUACGGCUGCUGUAUGGGCUGUCAUGGCGGUUUCGGAUACAGAAUUCAUCACAGGAUGUGCGGAUGGGAAGAUUAGAUGGUAUCGAGAGAAUAAACUUUAUAGAUCGGUGCAGGCGCAUACUCAGCCAGUUAGGGGGAUCCACAAGUUGAAUGAUGAGAAGGACGGGGCGUUCAUUAGCUGUGGAAAUGAUGGGGUCAUUAAGUCCUGGUCCGCAGAGGGAAGGGAAAUCGAAACGGUCUACGCUCAUAAUGCGUAUAUCUACUCUGUCACGGUUCUGCCAAACGGAGAAUGGGCAUCGUGUGGUGAAGAUAGGACUUUGAAAGUUUGGAGAAAGGCACAAUGUUUACAAUCAAUCUCCCACCCUUGUAUAAGUGUCUGGUGUGUUUCGGCCAGUCCCAAUGGGGACCUAAUUACAGGAGCCAGCGACGGAGUUUUGAGGGUUUGGUCGAGGGAGCCUGAGAGACAAGCAGACGAAGAGACAUUGAAGGCGUAUUCCGAGGCCAUUGCGAACCUUACAAUUGCUGAGGACACUAUGGAUAUUGAUAAAGCAUCCCUACCUGGAAUGUCCGCCCUCGGCCGUCCUGGAAAGCAUAACGGAGAGAAAAUCCAUAUCAAUAACGAUGGCAAUAUCGAAGCAUACCAGUGGUCAUCCUCUGAGACCACAUGGGAACAAGUUGGCGUCGUUGCGUCCGCUGUUAGUAGUGGAAGGAAGGUUGAGUACGAGGGUCAAUUUUACGAUUAUGUCUUUGACGUCGAUUUCGAGGAAGGGCAGCCACCAAAGAAGUUGCCGUUUAAUGCGGCACAGAAUCCAUGGGAUGCAGCAAGAAUUUUUUUGGAGAGGAAUGAGUUGCCAAUGUCGUAUUUGGAUACUACGGCCAACUUUAUCGUUCAGAACACGAGAGGAACUCAAAUAGGUACCUCACAGCAGCCACAGUUACCGGCCAGCGCAGAUCCGUUCGGUAUUGAAAAUAGAUACCGUCCUGGUGAUGAGCUUAAUCAACCACCACCUCCACCACCAGAACCUCCAAAAUUGCUUCCAUGGAAGACAUAUCUCGAUAUCGCUAAUGUGAAUCUCGAGGCGGCAACCAAGAAGAUUCUUGAACAUAACGCACACUUCCUUUCCCUGGGGCAGAAAGAAAAGUCCUUGAACGAUGAGGAUAUAGAAACCCUGAAAGCAUUGACCGGGUUUUUGGCGAAACCGUCGGCACCAACAUCGGCUUCAGCUAAGGGGUCCGCUGCUGUCAAGAAUGGACUUGCGCUGUUGAACAAGAUCAUUACUGAAUGGGAAGGUGUUCGAAAUCUUGCUGCACUAGAUCUUCUUCGAACCUUGGCAAGAUACAGUCCCGCUGUUGUCCUUCAAGAUGAGGAUUUACUCGAUUUUUUGGAUGCGACUAGAUGCUUCGACUCUGCGUCUCCCAGCCAUGUGACCUUCGGAUCACGAGUUUUGGUAAAUUUGUUUCACCAUGCUGAGGGUUUAGAGUACGUUACUGGAUCUAAGGCAGUUGAUAUUAUGGAACGUGUUGGAACGGCGGUGGACGGUAGUAAGAAUAGGUUGGCGCUUAUUUCUGCGGACACAUUAUCUUUGAAUUUCGCUGUCUACUAUUCGAAACAGAAAGACAUGACCUCCGAACAGAGGUCAAUCUGCUUGUUACGGCCUCUGCUCAGGCGAAUAGAUAUGUUUAGUGAUACAGAGGCCCUAUACAGAGCUAUGAUGGCGCUUGGGACAUUGAUGGCGACUGGGAAGAGGGGCUUUUGGGCAAAAGUGCAUGACUUUGAGGCUCGAAGGACUAUUGAUGAUGCGCUGAAAAAGAUUGAUAAAGAGAAGGAGAAGAGGAUUGUGGAUGUUGUGGCUGAAAUAGAUGUAUUGUAUGCGAAUCAUCCUAAAUGA